Molecule: messenger RNA, 736 nt
Organism: Lolium perenne
Lineage: Eukaryota; Viridiplantae; Streptophyta; Magnoliopsida; Poales; Poaceae
Product: non-specific lipid-transfer protein 2
Biological process (GO): lipid transport
Molecular function (GO): lipid binding
Source: RefSeq, a predicted model, not a curated record
GACGCCAUGGCAGCGACUCCGGCCACCACUAACGCCCAGCGAACCUAGCUCAGAGCUCACUCACAGACAACAUUCAGCCAAGACCAAUAUUUACGGGAUGGGCUUCCAUGCGAGCCGUGCCAUCGCCGCGCUCCUCCUGGCGGCUCUGUCCAUCGCUGCUACCCCGCGCGGCGCCUCGGCGGUGGUGCAGUGCGGCCAGGUCACCCAGCUGAUGGCCCCCUGCAUGCCGUACCUCGGCGGCGCGCCUGGGAUGACACCUUACGGCAUCUGCUGCAACAGCCUCGGGGUGCUCAACCAGCUCGCCGCCACCACCGCCGACCGUGUCGCCACCUGCAACUGCGUCAAGGCGGCGGCCGCCACCGGGUUCCCCAGCGUCGACUUCGGACGCGCGGCCUCGCUCCCCGGCGCGUGCGGCCUCUCCAUCAACUUCGUCGUCACCCCCAACAUGGACUGUAACCAGCUGCCCUUGCGCAUCGCAAACUCAGCCAACUCCUUUGCAAGUAUGUCCGGUGAGCUCGUGUGCAGCCUCGUCUGGAUGAAGCUGCCCGCCUCGGCUGAACUGACGUGGUCCCAGAGCCCGCCGGUGGCAAGGAUCAGGAACUUGUCUCGUGGCUUCCGCUCAACCAUCAUGACUCCCGGUUUUGGGAAAUACGGCCUGAACACUGCGAAGGAAGUGUAUCUCUAUAGUCUUCAGCAUGGUAGAAACAAGAAGGCAAGAAAUAAUAUUGGCCUUUGA